UUGCAUAAUAAAUCUUGAAAAUAAUUUAAUGAUUUUCAAGACAUAUCUGGCGACUAAUUUGCAAACUUAUUUAUCAUGGGUUAAUUUUAUUUUAUUUUUUUAAAAAAAUUUCUCUCAUGGAUCCUAAUUCACUAUUAUACAUUUUUUUCCCCCAAAACCGAGACCGUUGGUUACCGUUGGCCAUUGUGAAGCCUCCAUAUAAGAUUUGCGAGGCAGAGAUAUAUAUAUAUAUAUAUAUAUAUAUAUAUAUCAUACUAUAUAGUGUGUGUCGGUUUGUACAACAUAUAUAUAUGCACUUUGAGAGAGAGACAGAAAGAGUGUGCGCGAGUUUAGUAUUUGACUUUGUUGUUAGCUUCCCUACUUGUCUUUGUAAUUCCAAUUAGCUGCUAAGGAAUAGGAAAAGGUAUAUGAUAGAGCUCUUUCUUCUUCGUAGGCAUUGAUGGUGACUCAAAUUCAAGGAUUCAUGGUUCCAAACCCAAUUUCGCUUUGUGAGUCCUUCUCAAAUUCCUUGUUUCAUCAUUUCUCGCGCAAAUCAACCAGAAAGUUUCAAAAGUACUUUUUUGGUAAUGUGGGUAAAUUAAAUUUGGCUGCUUUUGGUACUACUGCGAUUUCUCAAGCUCUUAAUGAAUUUCCGGUUGAAGAAAUGGAAGGAGGUCAAAUUGAUUCUCUCAAUUUGAUGGGACGGCGUGAAGUUUCCGCGAAUCAUCAGACUUACCUCUGGCUCUUAGAAGGAUGUCUCAACUCUGGCUCUUUUGUAGAUGCUAAGAAGCUUCAUGGGGCGAUCUUGAAGUCUGGUUUUGGCGCGGAGGAUGCCAUUUGUAGCCGGCUUGUCGAUGUUUAUGUUGCUUUUGAUGAUUUAGAUAGUGCACUCCAGCUUCUUGACAGUUUGCCAAAGAGAAGUGUAUAUUUUUGGAAUAAAGUAAUUUCUGAAUUUGUUGGAAAGAAGCUCACGGCUAGAGUAUUGGGAAUGUUUUCACGAAUGCUAGCAGAAAAUGUGGUUCCACAUGAAAUUAUAUUGAAAAAUGUUCUCAGGGCAUGCGGUGGUGGUAAGUUCACUUUCCAUUGUGUUGAACAGAUUCAUGCUAAGAUUAUCCGUCUUGGUUUUGCUGCAAGUCCAAUUGUUUGUAAUCCAUUAAUUGAUUUGUAUUCGAAGAGUGGGUUUGUUAGUUCUGCUAGAAUGGUAUUUCAAAGAUUAUCUUUGAGGGAUAGUGUUUCUUGGGUUGCUAUGAUCUCUGGUUUAUCUCAAAACCAACAUGAAGAAGAAGCCAUUCUCCUAUUUCAUGAGAUGCUUGUGUCAGGAACUAUCCCCACUCCAUUUAGCUUUUCAAGUGUUAUAAGUGCCUGCACGAAAAUAGAGUUAUUUAAGAUUGGAGAGCAGCUUCAUGCCCUUGUUUUCAAAUGGGGACUUGCAUCUGAAACUUACGUUAGUAAUGCUCUUAUUACAUUGUAUUCCCGUGGUGGGAACUUGAUAUGCGCUGAACAAAUUUUGAGCAAAAUGCCUUACAGGGAUGAAAUUUCGUAUAAUUCACUCAUCUCAGGGCUGGCUCAGUGCGGAUUCAGUGAGAGGGCUCUACUGUUAUUUGAGAAAAUGCAGCUUGAUUCAUUCAAACCUGAUUGUGUUACAAUUGCAAGCCUCUUGAGUGCCUGUGCAUCAGUUGGUGCUCUUCAUAAGGGAGAACAACUCCACUCAUAUGCAAUAAAGGCUGGUGUUUCUUCAGAUAUCAUUAUUGAGGGUUCCUUGCUUGACCUUUAUGUGAAUUGUUCCGACAUUGAAAUUGCCCGUGAAUUCUUCCUUACAACUCAGACUGAAAAUGUGGUUCUAUGGAAUGUGAUGCUAGUGGCUUAUGGGCAGAUGGGUAAUCUGAGUGAGUCACUCCAGAUAUUUUCUCAGAUGCAGAUUGAAGGCUUGAGACCUAAUCAAUACACCUACCCAAGUAUAUUGAAAACAUGUACUUCCGUGGGAGCUUUGGAUCUAGGAGAGCAAAUCCAUACCCAAGUCAUUAAGACUGGCUUUCAGCCAAAUGUUUAUGUUUGUAGUGUGCUUAUAGAUAUGUAUGCCAAGCACGGAAAACUGGACACUGCUUGGAAAAUUCUUAGACGACUCAAUGAAGAAGAUGUUGUAUCCUGGACAGCUAUGAUUGCUGGCUAUGCUCAACAUGAUUUGUUUGGCGAAGCUCUUAAACUCUUUCAAGAAAUGCAAGACCAAGGGAUUCGUUCAGACAACAUAGGAUUUUCAAGUGCGAUCAGUGCAUGUGCUGGAAUUCAAGCACUCAAUCAAGGACAACAAAUUCAUGCUCAAUCAAUUGUCUCUGGUUACUCUAUGGAUCUUUCAAUUGGAAAUGCACUGGUUUGUCUUUAUGCUAGAUGUGGUAGAAUACAAGAUGCAUACUUAGCAUUUGACAAAAUUGAUGCUAAAGAUAAUAUUUCAUGGAAUGGAUUGAUAUCGGGAUUUGCUCAGAGUGGGCACUGUGAGGAAGCAUUACAGGUGUUCUCUCGAAUGAAUCGAGCUGGAGUAGAAGCUAAUAUAUUCACAUUUUGUUCUGCUGUUAGUGCUGCUGCCAAUACAGCAAACAUAAAACAAGGGAAGCAGAUUCAUGCUGAGAUAAUAAAAACAGGGCAUGAUACAGAAACUGAGGUCUCCAAUGCUUUAAUCACAUUGUAUGCAAAAUGUGGGAGCCUUGAUGAUGCCAAAAAAGAAUUCCUUGAAAUGCCCGAGAAAAAUGAAGUUUCAUGGAAUGCCAUGAUUACAGGCUACUCUCAACAUGGAUAUGGUACUGAAGCAAUAAAACUCUUUGAGGAAAUGAAACAGCUUGGUGUGAUGCCAAACUAUGUCACCUUUGUAGGUGUUUUAGCAGCCUGUAGCCAUGUGGGUUUGGUAGACAUGGGGCUCAGCUAUUUCAAAUCCAUGAGCGAAGAGCAUGGCCUAGUGCCUAAACCAGAACAUUAUGCUUGUGUAGUAGAUAUUCUUGGACGAGCUGGCUUUGUGAGCCGUGCAAGAGACUUUAUAAAGGGGAUGCCAAUUGAACCAGAUGCCAUGGUCUGGCGGACCCUCCUAAGUGCUUGCACAGUUCAUAAGAACAUGGAAAUUGGAGAAUUUGCCGCCCAUCAUCUUCUAGAACUGGAAUCUGAAGACUCAGCAACUUAUGUUCUCCUUUCUAAUAUGUAUGCACUGGCUGGAAAAUGGGCUUGUAGGGAUCAGACGAGGCAAAUGAUGAAAGACAGAGGUGUUAAGAAAGAGCCUGGUCGUAGCUGGAUUGAGGUGGAGAACUCAGUUCACGCAUUCUUUGUGGGCGAUAGACUCCAUCCGCUGGCGGAUAACAUAUAUGAAUACUUAGAGGAUCUGAACAAAAGGGCUGCUGCUAUUGGUUACGUACAAGACCGUUACAGCCUUUUGAAUGAUACAGAGCUGGGGCAGAAAGACCCAACUGUGCACAUUCACAGUGAAAAACUGGCUAUUACUUUUGGUCUCCUAAGCUUGUCAAGUACAAUACCGUUGCGUGUGAUUAAGAACCUUCGUGUCUGCAAUGAUUGCCAUAAUUGGAUUAAGUUUGUAUCAAAGAUUUCAAACCGGACUAUUGUAGUACGAGAUGUAUACCGCUUUCAUCAUUUUGAAGGAGGUUUCUGUUCGUGUAAAGAUUAUUGGUAACUUAAACUGCAGAAAUUUGAUCAGGGAAAGAAGGUUGAGUGAUUAGGCACUUGAAGUUUUGAUAAUACAUCUUAGUCUCCAAGGCAAGGAUGAUGAUGACAAUCUUUGUCUCCAAUGAUGAUUUUGGCCUCUACUUAUUAUGACAGCAUUUGGUGAAGGAAUCAAACAAACAGAGAUCCUUCUGACGAGCUUUUACUUUGUGCUUGUUCUCUCUGGGUUAUUCUAUUGAAAUUCGAUGGUACUGGAACUGUUAUGAGGCUCUCCAAUUCACUUCCAACUUAAUUUAUCUUUGCAAGACACGGUGCUUUCAAGUUUGUGCUGCUCUGAUGUGCUUGAGAGCAUUGUCAACAGCAAUUUGGUUCUUCCUUGGCGAGCUUUUUCAGCACUUGCCCUUUUGUAUCUGGAGCUUUGAAGAGGAAUGUCUUCAUGCCGCAUUCAAGGAGACUAUAAGAUCACGUAAAUCGGCUUUCCCUGCAAGCCCUUAUGAGAUGAUAGUCCUUUCUUGCCAUUGUUAUAAAAAAUAGUAAGUUUUGAUUCUCGCCAAUUUCUUGAUCGUGGUGCAUAUAUGCAGAUCAAAGUUUGGUGAUUUAAGUUUGGUUCGGGAAAUCAGGUACCAUGAGUUAUAAACAGGUAGUAGAGAAACACAAGGCUUGGACUUUGCAAAAUGAUUCUUUCAAAUAGAAAGUUGAAGAAGAUUUUCACACAAAUUGUACAGAUAAAGGUGAAUUUUAUUUAGUUGAGGAAAUGAAAUCCCCAGUGGACUGCUGACCUUGAAAGAUGAAAACUACUGCAAAACUUGGACAUAUUUGAGAUCUAAUUAUUUUUUGCUUUUUCAUUGUUGUUGACCUGAGAGAUUGUCAUCUCUGAUCUAAAGAAGUUUUGAGACGAUUUGCCCCCUUUUUGCACAGCCCUGUUUGUACCAUGUACUCUUUUUUUGAUUCUGUUCAAUUUACUAGCUUAUGUAUAAAUUAAAAUUGAAAUAAAGAGAUUUAUUUAAAAAAAAAAAAA
Molecule: messenger RNA, 4654 nt
Organism: Cornus florida
Lineage: Eukaryota; Viridiplantae; Streptophyta; Magnoliopsida; Cornales; Cornaceae
Product: pentatricopeptide repeat-containing protein At4g13650
Exons: 4
Coding region: 440-3646 (1068 amino acids)
Biological process (GO): RNA modification
Molecular function (GO): RNA binding; zinc ion binding; protein binding
Source: RefSeq, a predicted model, not a curated record